AUGCCAAUAUGCCAUCCAGUACAGAGCUCUGCUUUGCUCCAAUUCAAGAACUCAUUUUCACUUCCCCAUGACAAUUCAAUUUCAUUUCAUUGUGAUUUAUAUCAUGGAAUUCAAUCAUAUGCCAAGACAAAUUCCUGGAUAAAUGGUACAAAUUGUUGUACAUGGAAUGGGAUCACAUGUGAUAACAAGACUGCUCAUGUCAUUGGCAUCGACGUUAGUUGCAGUCAACUUCAAGGUACCAUCCAUUCCAAUAGCAGCCUUUUCUCUCUUCAACAUCUCCAGCGACUCAACCUUUCUUACAAUGACUUCAAUGGCUCUAAAUUGUCUCCUAAGUUUGGUUGGUUUGCGAACAUGACGCAUCUUAAUCUCACAACAUGCAACUUAACCGGUGAAGUUCCAUAUGAAAUUUCUUAUUUGUCCAAAUUGGUUUCACUUGAUCUCUCUUGGAAUGGCAACUUGAAACUAGAAGAGCAAAGUUUGCGAAGGCUUAUUCAGAACCAAACCAAGCUAAGUGAACUUUCUUUAGUUACAGUUGACAUGUCUUUGGUUUCACCAAAUAGUUUCAUGAAUUUGUCUUCUUCUUUGACAUUUCUUCGUCUUUUUGAUUGUCAAUUAAAAGGGAGAUUCCCAUAUAAUAUAUUUCACCUCCCAAACCUCCAUUUUCUUGAUUUACGUUACAACCACGACCUUACUGGUUCUCUUCCAAAGCAAAAUUGGAGUAGUCCCCUUAAGGUCUUAGGUCUCUCUGAAACUAGAUUCCCAAUCGAUUUACCAAAUCUAAUCAGCAAUUUGAAAUCCUUGAGAAAAUUGUACCUCAGCAAGUGCAAUUUCACAAGGUCAUAUCCAACACUUCUUCCUAACCUCACGCAAAUCACCUCUUUGGACCUCUCACACAAUAAUUUUGGUGGCCAAAUACCAUGGUUUUUCCUAAAAUUUGAACGACUCAGUUUCUUAGGUCUCUCUUUCAACAAUUUCAUUGGUCAACUUUCUGAUGUUUCUACAAAUUUUAAUGAACUUUCACCUUCAAAUAAUUCUUCCAAUUGUCAAUCAGUCAAUUACAUUCCUUCCAAGCUAGAAUCUUUGUGUUUAUCUCAUAACUUAUUGAAUGGCUCGAUUCCAUCCUGGUUGUAUUCCAUACCACAUUUGCAUAAUUUAUGUUUGGAUAAUAACCAACUCACUGGGCAUAUUGAUGAAUUUCAACAUAAUUCUGUUAGGUAUCUUGACUUGAGUAAUAACAAACUACAAGGCCCUCUUCCUGUGUCGAUCUCUAAACUUGUGAGCCUCUAUCAUAUAAAUGUCUCCUUCAAUAAUUUAAGUGGCACUAUGGAGUCAAAAAUGUUCUCAAAGCUCAAAAACCUUCAAAUUGCUGAUCUUUCACACAACCCUCUUCUAUCAGUCAACACUAUCAGCAAUGUUAACUAUACCUUACCCAAACUUUAUGAAUUAUAUUUGUCAUGUUGCAACUUCAAGGAAUUUCCAAGCUUUUUAACAAACCUUGAAAAUUUAGAAAAGUUAGACCUUUCCCACAACCAAAUCAAAGGCAAUACACCAACUUGGAUGUUCCAAGUGGGGAAGAAUUCUUUGGGAUAUUUGAAUCUAUCAAACAACUUCUUGACAAGAAUUGACCAACUUCCAUGGAAAAAAUUGGGAUAUCUUGAUCUUCAUUCCAACUCACUCCAAGGACCACUUCCAGUACCUCCGAUUGGCAUUUCCUUCCUUUCAAUCUCAAGGAACAAUUUAAGUGGAAUGAUCCCUUCAUUGAUUUGUAAUAUUAGUUCCCUUAAAGUCCUUGAUCUGUCUCAUAACAACCUGAGUGACAGGAUUUCAUCGUGUCUAGGAAACUUCAGUGAUAGUCUCUCGGUGUUGGAUCUACGCAAUAAUAAAUUUUAUGGCACCAUCCCAGAAACAUUUGCAAAGGGAAACAACUUAAGAAGUCUUAAUAUGAAUGGAAAUCAAUUGGAAGGGCCUUUGCCACAAUCAUUGGUCAAUUGUAUACACUUGGAAGUGCUUGAUCUUGGUAAUAAUAAGAUUAAUGGCAUCUUUCCACAUUGGUUGGGAACUCUUCCAAACUUACGAGUUCUUGUAUUGCGAUCAAAUAGAUUUCAAGGUACUAUAGGCAAUCCAAAGUCCAAAUUCACCUUCACUAAUUUACAGAUCAUAGACAUUUCUCACAAUGAGUUUCAUGGUUGUUUACCAACAAAAUAUUUCAAUCAAUUAAAAGCCAUGAUGAAUGCAACUGCGAAAAAAGGUGAAUUGAAGUAUAUAGGUGAGAAUUAUUAUCAGGAUUCUGUGAUAGUGGUCAUGAAAGGGUUGUCUAUGGAAUUAGUGAAAAUCCAAAAUCUCUUUACCACCAUUGACUUUUCGAACAAUGGUUUCAUAGGAGAGAUUCCAAAGUCCAUUGGAAAGCUUAAAUCACUCAAGGGGCUUAACAUUUCACACAAUGAACUUACAGGUAAUAUAUCUUCAUCAUUGGAACAUUUGACCAAUCUUGAAUGGUUAGACCUUUCCUCAAACAAGCUUACUGGAGAAAUUCCAGGACAAUUGGUAGAUCACAGAACUAGAAGUUUUAAACUUAUCAAGAAAUUAUCUAGUUGGACCAAUACCUCAAGGUAA
Messenger RNA from Quercus lobata, 2613 nucleotides. Its product is annotated as receptor-like protein 6. Gene Ontology annotation, molecular function: protein binding. The record is from RefSeq and is a predicted model, not a curated record. Lineage: Eukaryota; Viridiplantae; Streptophyta; Magnoliopsida; Fagales; Fagaceae. The coding region runs from base 1 to 2613 and encodes 870 amino acids. The transcript has a single exon.